Messenger RNA from Monascus purpureus, 1884 nucleotides. NCBI's taxonomy places the organism in Eukaryota, Fungi, Ascomycota, Eurotiomycetes, Eurotiales, Aspergillaceae. The record is from the annotation of a GenBank genome assembly.
AUGGCAAAGAUGGUCUUUCAGACCCCUGUUUCGCAGUGGAAUGCAACCAUCUUUCUCCUCUGCGUCCUUUCUUUCUUGCUGGGAAUUGAUGCACUGGCUCUGCUACCUCGGAGUUUAUCUACAUCAUCGGUACGAUCGCCCAAGCCAGUGUUCUUGUUAGAUGAAUCGGUGACAGUAUUCGAAGAGGCAUUGCCAUUCGAUUCUCCCGGAUUGCCUGCGGAUCCCCCCGGCUCCAUCGGUACCAUAUUGAAGGAGCUUCUCUACGCUCUGAAUGUGAUGCAAGAUGACUACUUCGAACUAUGGCAGGGCACCUGGCCAACGAGCAUUGAUUGGACUGCUGCUGUCCUUGGAACCCAUGUUUCAGCAACUCUCUCUUCCCUGGCUUCGACCUCCGAAAGCAUCCUGGCGUCUGUUUUGUCUCCUGGAGAUGGUAAUGCAGGAGACGAGUUGGACUCGAUAAUGUCCAGACAUGUUUUUGAAUUCGAAAAUCUCCUGAGCCACUUCUUCGACCACCUUGCCAGUUUCUACUUUGGUGAGAAUGCAUUCGGCGUGAGGAACCAGGCCUACGACGACAUGCUCUGGGUCGUUCUGGGGUGGCUGGAGAAUAUCAAAUUGCAAGAUCUGCACUCCGAGUUACGCUACACUUCCGGGGGUCGACAGGCCUGGCAUGCGAGUCAGUUCCGCGAUCCAGCUGCGCAUAGAGCGCGGCUCUUCUACGAGCUCGCGUCGGAAGGGUGGAAUAGCUUCCUCUGCGAUGGGGGGAUGAUCUGGAGCCCUUAUCUGACUCCGUACAAGAAUGCCAUUACGAAUGAGCUAUACAUCUCCGCCAGCAUCGCCAUGUAUCUCUACUUCCCGGGAGAUCCUAUCGAUUCACCGUUCGUCCUCGCAGACGCCUCCGAUGAGUACCCUCACAAUCCGGCUCAUCUGCAAGCCGCGAUAAAGGGCUACCGCUGGCUAAAGAACUCCAGGAUGAUUGGCAGGGGCGGUCUGUACGGUGAUGGAUUCCACAUCAGCGGGUGGGAAAGCGCCGAUAAGCCAGGCACGCGCAGAUGCGACGUUCUUAAUACCAUGGUCUACACGUACAACCAGGGCGUCAUCCUCAGCGGGCUAAGGGGGCUCUGGCUAGCCAAUGGAUCGCAGGAGUAUCUGUAUGACGGACACGAACUGAUCCAGAAAGUCAUGAAAGCCAGCGGGUGGCCCGACAUCUUCAACAAGGGAUGGAUGGGCCUGGGCCGUUCCGGCAUCAUCGAAGAAGCCUGCGACUCUCACGGCAGUUGUUCCCAAGACGGCCAGACCUUCAAGGGCAUCUUCUUCCACCACCUGACGGAAUUUUGUCGACCUCUUCGCCCGCAGGAAGAGCGUUUCCUCAGUUCCUCUCCAGUCAGCCCAUUCACGACGGACGACGACACCACCGGCUGGCAAGAUGGUUUCAACUGGCAUCAGUCUCAGUGUCGAACAUAUCGCACUUGGAUCGAACACAAUGCCAAAGCCGCCUUGGUGUCGAGGGACACGGAUGGCAAGUUCGGGACAUGGUGGGGCAGGCCCUAUCGUCAGUUCGACCCGGACGGCGACGAUGAUAUCGUCAAUAGCAGCUUCCUACCUCCUGGGGCGGUGGAUUAUCGCAACGACGAUGAAAUACUGGAGGCACUUAGGGCUUCCAACCCACCGAGUCGCGUAUCUGAAAGCGGCUUCCGUAAUACACGGCAACCCGGUGAGAAAAGAGCGGAGUCGCAGGAAACGUGGAAACACCAUCCUCCAACCCGGAAUCAAAAAAUGGAAACGAGUCCGGGAGACUAUAAUGACCGAGGCCGUGGUCGGACUGUGGAAACCCAGUCUGGGGGGGUGGCUGUGUUGAGGGCAUUGUACCAGUGGACGAUGCUCUAA